Molecule: messenger RNA, 1266 nt
Organism: Chlamydomonas reinhardtii
Lineage: Eukaryota; Viridiplantae; Chlorophyta; Chlorophyceae; Chlamydomonadales; Chlamydomonadaceae
Exons: 1
Coding region: 684-890 (68 amino acids)
Source: RefSeq, a predicted model, not a curated record
UAGAAAGCAACUGCCAGUUAAACGCCAGCGCUCUGCUACUCCAGCCUGCUCCAGCGCGCUCUAGCCAGGCCGCCAGUAUCGCUCCCUUUGUCUUAGCCCUUUGUUGACAUGCCAAACUCGGGAGCUCCGACGGCACCAAGCACGAAGGUGAGGAGCAGCGGCAGCUCUGGAGCGGCGAGGACCCGGGUCUCCUCGCGGCUCUCGGGCACUCGGCGCACUUUCCCGCCAAAACGUGUCGUGCUGCGCUCCGUGCACCAGAGCCCUACGUUCAUUGACGCUUCGCCUGAAACACUUCCUCACAUGUGGACGCGCAACAACAAACUAAAAUGCCGCAGCGCCCGGCCGGCUCCAUGGCUCCAUCAGCGGGUCGAGGCGACCCGGGCGCGUCCAAGCCCACCAGCAGCAGAAGUACGCCACUGCAUCGUCGCCAGCCUCGCCGCGGCACAUGGGGGCGGGAUCCAUGCAGCGGCGCCCAUACUUACCACGCUUGGCCGGCGCCAGUACAUACUACCAGUACAGCUCGCCCGGUGCAGCCGCCGUUCAGCCCUCUAAUCAGCCCGGCCCCAGCUAGGCAGCCACCCUGCUUCACUUGCUCGGCAGCUUUGCCCGGCAUCGGCUACUGACAUCCGCCACGCCGCUUCUUUCUUCUCCCGUUUCUUUCCGCUUGCCCACGCAUAUGCUCCAUGGGCGCCCGCGGAUGCCUGGCUCCGUUCCAGGUGGGUGCAUUUUGUGGGUUUCGCGUUGUCGCGGCGAAUGGCAGCAGCCUAGUUGCGAGCUGGAACGCGUCCGCCCCUGCAAGCGGCAGCAGUCUCCACGACACUCGGACUCCGUUUGGCGUGCCGAAUGCGGAGCAGCGUGGAGCGCGCACCGGUGUCUCGUCUCGAAGGUAACAAGUAACCGCAUUGCCGCUGACACUAACUUCUUUCGUGAUGUUUAUUGCUAGCCUGGAGCUCGCGACGGCGUCUUGCAUUCGCAUUCACUCGCAAGCACUUCGUUAACAGGGCGUAUCAGGGAUAAUCGCCCCUGGGCCCCGGCAAGUUCACGCCGGUAUCUGUUGCCCAGUGGCAGGGACCCACUCGAGGUUCCGCCCUCGAGCGUUUGGAACUGGCGAGCCUCCCGCUUGCGGGUGCAGCCUGAGCAUUCACGCGGCCGCAUGCACGCGAUUGCAGCACUGCGCGGACGGGUCGUCGUCGUCUUACACCUUGGUUAUUUGGUUCUGGAGAAUUUGUUUCUUGGUUUGGCUUUUCAGCGGUUUCGGGUACAUGC